UUCGUCUGGUGAUCUCUAGACCAGUACGCGGAAGGGACCCAAGAUCUCAACGUCAGUGCCAAGAAAACGUGGACCGCAAUUUCUUCAGAAUUAGCCGCUUUAUUUAAAAAUUUAACAAUUUUCCAUAAACAGGAUAUAAUAAUUAUCGAUAGGACAAAACGAUGGCAGACUACGUGUUUGGUAACACAAAACCGGCAGAUGUACCGAUACCGGAUGAUGGGCUCUCAGCAUCACAGUUAUUUUCCAACGGUGAUGGUCUAACUUACAAUGAUUUUAUUAUUUUACCGGGUUACAUUGAUUUUACCGCCGAUGAGGUUGAUUUAUUAUCGCCGUUAACGAAGAAGAUCAUGCUGAAGGCACCGCUCGUAUCAUCCCCAAUGGACACAGUUACAGAAUCUGACAUGGCUAUUGCUAUGGCCCUAUGCGGAGGAAUCGGGAUAAUACAUCAUAAUUGUACGCCGGAAUACCAAGCUAACGAAGUACAUAAGGUGAAAAAAUAUAAACAUGGAUUUAUCAGAGAUCCUGUUGUUUUGUCACCAAAUCACACAGUUAGUGAUGUAAUGAAUGUAAAAGCUGAACAUGGUUUUAGUGGUGUUCCUAUCACAGAUACAGGGAAAGUAGGAGGUAAAUUGCUGGGUAUUGUUACAUCUAGAGAUAUUGACUUUUUGGAAAGUUCACCAAAUCAACAAUAUACUAAGUUAGAAACAAUAAUGACAAAAUUAGAAAAUUUAAUUACUGCAACUGCUGGUGUAACAUUACAAGAAGCAAAUGUGAUUCUUGAGAAGUCUAAGAAAGGAAAGCUUCCAAUUGUUAAUGAGAAAGGAGAGUUAGUAUCUCUAAUGGCCAGAACUGAUUUAAAAAAGAAUCGUAGUUAUCCAAAUGCCAGCAAAGAUGAAAAUAAACAAUUAUUAGUUGGGGCUGCAAUUGGCACACGUCAUACAGACAAACAUAGGCUGCAACUUCUUGGUGCAUCUGGUGUUGAUGUUAUUGUAUUAGAUUCUUCUCAAGGAAAUUCUAAGUACCAGAUUGAAAUGAUUAAAUACAUUAAAUCAGAAUAUCCAGAAUUACAAGUAAUUGCUGGAAAUGUUGUAACAACUAUGCAAGCUAAGAAUCUUAUAGAAGCUGGUGCUGAUGCUUUGCGUGUUGGAAUGGGUUGUGGAUCUAUUUGUAUCACUCAGGAAGUUAUGGCUGUAGGAAGACCACAAGCAACUGCUGUGUAUAAGGUUGCAGAGUAUGCACGAAGAUUUGGUGUACCCGUUAUAGCUGAUGGUGGCAUUCAAUCUAUUGGACACAUAAUUAAGGGUCUAAGUUUGGGUGCUAGUACAGUUAUGAUGGGUUCAUUAUUGGCUGGUACUUCAGAAGCACCAGGUGAAUAUUUUUUUAGUGAUGGUGUACGUCUUAAAAAAUAUAGAGGCAUGGGUUCCUUGGAAGCUAUGAACAGGAAAGAUGCUCAAGGUUCAGCAAUGGAUAGGUAUUUCCAUAAUGAGAUGGAUAAAUUGAAGGUAGCCCAAGGUGUGAGUGGUUCAAUAGUUGAUAAAGGAACUGUUUUAAAAUUUUUACCAUAUUUACAAUGUGGUAUUAAACAUGGAUGUCAAGAUAUUGGGGCAAAGUCUAUUUCUGCUUUGAAAUCUAUGAUGUAUAGUGGAGAGCUAAAAUUUGAAAGAAGAACUCAUUCAGCUCAGCAAGAAGGAAAUGUUCAUAGCCUUUUCUCAUAUGAGAAAAGACUCUUUUAAUUAGGUAAAUAUUAAAUGAACAUUGUAUGAAAAGUACCUGCAUUUACUUGCAUAUAAAUUAUCAAUUUUAACAAAUUAUGCCUGAAAUUAUGUGAUGUCACAUAUCGUUUAACAAGAAAAAUCAAAAUCAUUUUUCAAUG
Messenger RNA from Megachile rotundata (alfalfa leafcutting bee), 1873 nucleotides. RefSeq names its product Inosine-5'-monophosphate dehydrogenase ras (gene ras). NCBI's taxonomy places the organism in Eukaryota, Metazoa, Arthropoda, Insecta, Hymenoptera, Megachilidae. Gene Ontology annotation, molecular function: IMP dehydrogenase activity. Gene Ontology annotation, biological process: GTP biosynthetic process. Gene Ontology annotation, cellular component: cytoplasm. The record is from RefSeq and is a predicted model, not a curated record.